GCUGAGCCUGCGCUGCUCUCGAGGUGGCCGUUUCGCCUUCUCUGCGGCCACCGACAAUGGCCGUUGCGCCCUCCAGGCCGUCGAGCGACUCGACCGCGACUCGGACUUCAUCAGCUGGCGAUGGCGCGACCGCGGUUCCAGAACCGCUCACGCUCAAGGAGGUGCCGACCGACAGCGUGCGAGGUGAGCAGGGCGCGAGGGACAAGCCGCUCGAGCCUGGAGCAGCAGACGGCGACGCGGGCGAGGAGGCGCGGCAUGCCUCUCGAGGACGGCGGGUGUGGAACGCGACAAAGCGGGUCCUGGGGCUGCUGGUCGACCAAUGGUUCCUCAUCGGUAUCGGCGUCUUCAUCGUUCUCGCAUGGCGCUUCCCCAACGUCGCUCGGCAAGGCGGCGUGAUCCAGUCUGAGUGGAGCAUCCGGCUCUUGUGCGUCGCGAUCAUCUUCACCAUCAGCGGUCUUUCUAUUCCACCUCGCAACAUGUACCUGCGCGCGCUCGACUGGCGAUUACACCUCGUCUGCAACAUCACGACCUUCCUCCUCUUCCCUGCCAUCGUCUUUGCCAUCGUCUCGGCGGUCCAAGCCGCCGACCCCGAGCACAAGCGGUUCGACAAGUACGCGCUCGUCGGCCUCGUCGUCAUGAGCUGCAUGCCGACUACGGUGUCGUCCAACGUGACGAUGACCGGCCUCGCAGGCGGCGACGUCGCCGGCACGACGAUCGAGGUCCUCCUAGGCAAUACGCUCGGCGUGUUUAUCAGCCCGGCGCUCCUCGAGAUGUUCCUGUCGAGCUCGACGUGGGCGUUCGGCAAGCCCGUCGCGUCCGGCGCCGGCGGUCUCGGCGAGGUGUACCGGCAGGUCAUCGAGCAACUCGGGUACUCCGUCUUUAUCCCGCUGUUCGUCGGCGAGUGCGUCCAGUGGGCAUUCCCGAAGCAGACCAAGUGGGCCUUGCGCACGUUCUACCUCGCGAAAGUCGGGACCUUCUGCCUGCUCCUCGUCAUCUGGUCUACUUUCUCGGGAGCGUUCUACGCCGGCUCGUUCGAGCGCAUCUCGGGCGAGGCCAUCGCCAUGAUCGUCACCGUCAAUCUGGGCCUGCAUCUUCUCUUCUCGGUCGUCAUCUUUGCCGUCUGCCGGCUCGUGCCGGUCCCGCAAGGCAAAGCUACUCGCGGCCUGGACGGCAAGCGGGCGGUCGGUCCCCUCCUCUCGCCCGAGACGACCAUCUCGGCGCUCUUCUGUGGAGGAGCGAAAGGCGCUGCCCUGGGAGCUCCCAUCGUCAGUAUCCUCUACGGCGGUCUCACGCCCGAAGCGCGAGGGAUCGUCUCGCUCCCCCUCGUGCUCUACCAGCCAAGUCGCGCUCGGCCAGGGCGCCGUCUACAUCCUGCGCCGAUGGAACGAGCGGCAGAAGCUCGUGGCGAGGGAGGCAGAGGAGGGCAAGGGGCGCGAGGGGGACGAGGAGGCGUCGAGAGGUCCGGGCGAGGGUCGCUUAGACGGUGGGCCAGAGACAGAGGGCAAGUAGAGCUAUUGUAUUAUACGAGCAUG
Molecule: messenger RNA, 1532 nt
Organism: Rhodotorula graminis WP1
Lineage: Eukaryota; Fungi; Basidiomycota; Microbotryomycetes; Sporidiobolales; Sporidiobolaceae
Exons: 10
Cellular component (GO): plasma membrane
Source: RefSeq, a predicted model, not a curated record